CAUGAAGAACGCGAACGUUUAAUAAAACUAAUGGUAGACGAGUAUGCAACCAAGAAGAAUGGCGAAAAGGAGCGUAUUCACUCGGAGCAGAGGUUGAAAUGCUUGCUGGAUCUUUAUAAUAACUCGACCGCAAAGUUAAAGGAGCUUUACGAAGAUAAAGACAAUGAGCGAAAAGACGAAAUCCAAGCCCUUUCAGGUCCGAAUGAAUUUAAUGAAUUCUAUGCACGUUUGAAGCAGAUAAAGGAAUUCUAUAAAAAGCAUCCGUCAGAGAUAAGUGUCCCGCUUUCGGUUGAAUUUGAAGAACUCACAAAAGCUUAUAAUAAUUUAGAUGAAAUGUCGGCCUUAGUUGAAUUCACCGACGAGGAGGGAGGUGGCCGCUAUCUAGAUCUUAACGAAUGCUACGAACAAUAUCUAAAUCUUCGUGGCGUGGAAAAAGUAGAUUAUAUCACUUAUUUAAUGACUUUUGAUCACGUCUUUGACAUUCCUCGCGAGCGAAAAAAUCGUGAAUAUCGAAAAUAUAUUGAAAACCUAAAUGGCUAUUUGCACACUUUUGUAACGCGUAUACAUCCUUUACUCGAUAUCGAAGCUGAACUAGUUAAGGUGGAGCUGGAGUUUCAACGUCAGUGGUUGCAGGGAACUUUUCCAGGCUGGGCAACCAAGGAAACUGAAUCCGCUUUGGCCAACACUGGUGCCCAUUUAGAUUUGUCGGCAUUUUCCAGCUGGGAGGAAUUGGCUUCACUUGGUCUAGAUCGACUAAAAUCUGCGCUGAUGGCUUUAGGCUUGAAAUGUGGUGGCACUCUGGAAGAACGUGCUCAAAGACUUUUUUCAACGAAAGGAAAGAAGACUCUAGACCCCUCUUUAAUAGCAAAGAAACCGGCAAACAAAAAUGCGAAUGUGCACUCUCGUGAUAAUGAGCGUCACAAGGAAAUCGCACAAUUAGAAGCUUUGUUGUAUAAGUACGCAGAUUUAUUGUCGGAGCAAAGAGCUGCCACCAAAGAAAAUGUGCAACGCAAACAGGCGCGUACAGGUGGAGAGCGCGAUGACAGCGAUGUCGAAGCAAGCGAAAGUGACAAUGAUGAUUUAGACGAUGCAGAUGAUGUUCCUUACAACCCUAAGAAUUUGCCUCUUGGCUGGGAUGGCAAACCAAUACCUUACUGGUUGUAUAAGUUGCACGGAUUAAAUAUCAGUUAUAAUUGCGAAAUUUGUGGCAAUUAUACGUACAAAGGUCCAAAAGCAUUUCAACGACAUUUUGCUGAAUGGCGACAUGCGCACGGGAUGCGUUGUCUUGGUAUUCCAAACACUGCACAUUUUGCCAAUGUGACACAAAUCGAAGACGCUAUCACAUUGUGGGAGAAACUCAAGUCACAAAAGCAAAGUGAACGCUGGAUAGCUGAUCAGGAGGAAGAAUUUGAAGAUUCUUUGGGCAAUGUAGUUAACCGUAAGACAUAUGAAGACUUGAAGCGCCAAGGAUUACUUUAAGAAUAGUACGAGGUUAAUACAUAAUUUAUUCGCUGUAAAAAUAUGGAAUGUUUAAAAAUACAUACAUAAAAGUUA
This is a messenger RNA of Rhagoletis zephyria (snowberry fruit fly), 1554 nucleotides long. It is a transcript of the gene noi, whose product is annotated as splicing factor 3a subunit 3 noi. Gene Ontology annotation, biological process: mRNA splicing, via spliceosome. Gene Ontology annotation, cellular component: nucleus; spliceosomal complex. The record is from RefSeq and is a predicted model, not a curated record. Gene Ontology annotation, molecular function: RNA binding; zinc ion binding. Lineage: Eukaryota; Metazoa; Arthropoda; Insecta; Diptera; Tephritidae.